Messenger RNA from Baudoinia panamericana UAMH 10762, 2067 nucleotides. RefSeq lists its product as uncharacterized. Gene Ontology annotation, cellular component: transcription factor TFIIIC complex. The transcript has 2 exons. The record is from RefSeq and is a predicted model, not a curated record. The coding region runs from base 101 to 1906 and encodes 601 amino acids. NCBI's taxonomy places the organism in Eukaryota, Fungi, Ascomycota, Dothideomycetes, Mycosphaerellales, Teratosphaeriaceae. Gene Ontology annotation, biological process: transcription initiation at RNA polymerase III promoter.
ACUCAAUCUGCGUAGCCUGCAUAGGAAAACCUGAGAUUCUCUUCACGCAGCUAUCCUCCGCGUAGGAAGACCGGGCAAGAGUAUUCUGCUGUCGGGCGUGAUGGCGGUGCCAGACAACUGGCCUGUAGAUGAGCAAUCUGUGCCCCAGGUCGCUCCUACCUAUAGCGUCCCGUCGUCGAUGAUCGUAAGUAUCGAACAUCCAUGUAUCGUCAGGAAUUUCCAUAAUGGUAUCAAAUCCCUUGGUGGCGAGGCACAGAUCAAACAUGUACUCGAACAUAGAGUAGGAGACAGCACGAUCAAGGUACCAGAAAGGCAGGCGAAGCUCCCCGAACCCGUUAUUGGUUGCUCACUUAGACCACAUGAUCCAUUGGCGAAGAAAUUGGCUUCCACAGCCAUUGAGACACGGAAUGUACUCGUCAGGGUUACCGUGCCCAAAUGGACUGGCCGCAAGCGAAAGAGAGGCUCAGACGAGCCUUUCACCGAACAUGACGCCGCUGCAACGCACAGUGUCAGUCUCAAAGCCCCGGAGUUGCUUCGACGCAUGCGAGACAACGAGGGAAAGUACAGCAUUGAGCCUGUCGGUGUGAUUACAGAAACGCACAAGUUUCGAGCUCAGGCGGACUUUCAAAUGUAUAUGGGCGACCUUCCUAUCAUGCAGAACUUCAAACACCAUGUCAUAUCCUCAAGAUACGAAGACCUAGCCAAGUUUAGGAUGAACAUCGAGCCGGGGGUAACGAAGAAUGUGUCGAUCUCACUCCCGCCAAGCUUUAUAGCCAACGAUCAGCCAUAUCGCUACGAGUAUCAGCAAGCACCUGGCGUUGUCUACUCCUUCGACGAGCACGGUCAACCCACGAGUUCGAAUGCCCACCCUCCUCCAAGGCGGAUAAUGACCUCUCUCGCACCGGAUGCUCAGGAUGUGCCGCUCGGCCCUCCACCAGAUCUCAAGGUCACCAGCAAAAGCCCUGUCCACCUCAACCAAGCGGUCGGAGAUAUUGCAAAGUACCUUGAGACACGCCCAAUGGUGACCAAGCGUGUCCUCGGCAACGUCUUCCCUCAGUACCCGGAAGGCACGAUCAAGGAGGCCACGCAAUGGCUCGGCUACAGCUUCUCCGCUGGACCCUUCCGUGACACGCUCAUCAAGUACGGCCUUGAUCCUCGGACUGAUCCGAAGUAUCGCUUCUACCAGAUAUGUGUCUUUGCUCUGGGCGGCAACCUUCCGCCGCCGAGCAGCCAACCCAGUCGGACUAAGUCGAAAGCCUUUCGCCAUGCAAUCAACACCAACAUCAACAAGAACUCUCUGCCUCAUAUCUUCGACGGCAAGACGCCGGCCACAGACGGCGGUAAAAUGUGGCAGGUCUGCGAUGUAACCGAACCGUUACUGCAUCGCCUCCUUCAAACAGACGACGUCCGGACAGAGUGCGAUGCGCACAUCAAUGGAUGGUACAAAGGUGGCACGAUGGCCAAGGUCCGCAUCAUCAUGCGUGACAUGAUACUCUGCACUCAUAAUGGCGAAGAACAAUCGGAGGAGCUGUACCAGAUGCUCGCGGAGUUGCCGGACGAGCUGACGGCGGAGAACGAGGAAGAGGCUCGUACCACCACGGUCAAUGGUGGGGAGCUGAACGAGAAAGCGCUGGAUAUGGUAAGGGAGUACCGCAACCUUGCGAAAUGGAGUGAGGCUGCGACGAACAGGAGGUUGAAGGCUGCGGCUAGACCUGGAGAAGGUGGAAGGGGCAGGAUGUCCGAGCAGGUAGUGACGCCAAGGACCGAUGGGGUCGAUGGUGGUGACAUCGGACUUGGCAGAUAUGAUGAGUUGGACGGAACGGGAGGGUUUGAGGCGAACAUGGACGACAUACAGGACUUAGACAUUGGAGCUACGCCUUUGGCUGAAGUAAGUGGUGAGAAAUGAAGCGAGUUCAUGACACCUUUCCGGGACGAACAGCUGUAAACGAUGGCUCAAGAUGUAUCGCAACACUUUUUGAAACGCUUCUGAAGGGCGAUUUCAAAACUGACACGAUCCGUUGCUGUGACAGCGAGGGGCAAUUGUCAAAUCAAUAGUCGUUGCCGCCC